Messenger RNA from Hippocampus comes (tiger tail seahorse), 3783 nucleotides. It is a transcript of the gene samd1b, whose product is annotated as sterile alpha motif domain containing 1b. The record is from RefSeq and is a predicted model, not a curated record. The coding region runs from base 507 to 2171 and encodes 554 amino acids. NCBI's taxonomy places the organism in Eukaryota, Metazoa, Chordata, Actinopteri, Syngnathiformes, Syngnathidae. The transcript is spliced from 6 exons. Gene Ontology annotation, cellular component: nucleus. Gene Ontology annotation, molecular function: DNA binding; histone binding; chromatin binding. Gene Ontology annotation, biological process: negative regulation of DNA-templated transcription.
AGCCUAUUUGUGCCUAUAAGUACAGAUUGGGAGUACUUUUGCCCCCUCCAAUGAUGGUAUUGUAGUAUAAAGGUCAGUCGUCCUCUUCGUCUCUAACAGUGCAGCCGCCUGCGGAACCUAGUGGGGGCGGCGGGGCGGGGGGCGCCCCCACCCCGCACAUCUCUUGAGCGUCUUUCCCCACCACCACGCGGCGCACACGCAGCCCACCGCGCGUAGCGUGCGUCAGUCUUUGUGUAUCCACCGUGGACUCCACACGAUGACACGGUGAACAAAGAACGCGGCUGUGAUGCGCCAAAACCGAGACAAUUCCACCUUAAAUGCCGUCGCGAGCGCCAUCUUCGGUCCACCUUAAGCGCACAUUGUGGCCGACAAUCGGCGAAGUGCCGAGCCGGCUUCCGUAGCGGUCCUCCAGCCGGGGAGUCGCACUCCGCUUCCAGCUUUAACACAGCAGCGCCACUUGAGGAACAACGAAUUCACUCGUUGUCAGGCCGAACCCCAAGGAGAACAUGUCCGGACCCAACAAGUACCGAGAGUGGAUCCUGGAAACAAUUGACUCUCUCCGCUCGCGAAAAGCGCGUCCGGAUCUGGAGAGGAUUUGUCGAAUGGUUCGGAGACGACACGGGUCAGACCCGGACCGAACCAGGGCAGAACUGGAAAAAUUGAUCCAAGAGCAGACUGUGCUUAAAGUUAGCUACAAGGGCUCCAUCUCAUACAGGAACGCGGCCAAGGUGCAGAGGAAAAGCAGAAAGAAGAGUGAAGACCCUGUGAACAACAACGGCGACAGCGCGCUCAGCUUCACCGACCAGGAGGACGACUCGGAGCCCAGCCCGUCUCAGCAUGCAGCGGCCAGCAAGAAGCGCGGCGUUCCCCCAAGCCCGAGGAGCGGAAACGAGGGCAUCGGUGGCGACGGGGCGGUGGCGGCCCGCCUCAUAGAGCAAGAGAAAACAAGUGCAGCCACGGGAGCACACGAAGUGCGUCCCGGUACCGGCCGCGACGAUGCACUUGGGGGAGACAUGCAGCCGAGUCCGUCCGGGGAUGACGCCCGCAACCAAACUUGCGCAGGAUGCGCCAGCAUAGGCAAACACACAGUGGCCCCGCAGCCCAAACUUCCAAUGGAGGGAGGGGACACCGAAUCUAACUCGGACCUGGGCGACCGGCUUGUGGCUUCAGUCCGCAGCCUGUCGGAGAGGAGCCACCGAGGGACCGCCGCCGCCGAUGGCACAGGCCCCGUGAAGCCGCUGGGGCUCAAGGAGAUUUUGGGCUGUCUGAGCAGCCAGGAGGAGCGUCUCUUCGAGGAGAAGCUGACCAGGGGCAAAGUCAAAGUGGUCAUGGAGAGAGAGGUGGUCAGCGGCAGGCUGCGCAGGACCCGCUGCGGGAACAUUACUCUUCCUCUCAGGGGGACGACGACGACGGAGGCGUCCGCUGAGAGUCUUGCAAAGAGCGCGCUGCAGCCCGCGAUAAAGGACAUUGAGCUGAUCGAAGAAGCCAGUGAAGAUGAUGGUGUGCAGGAGGACAGUGAGAAUGAGGAGGAUCCCAGGAGUUCUAAUGAGGAAAGAGGACAAUCAUUGGUCACCAUGACAACCGCAGCAACCCUGGUUGGGAAAACCAGUGAAGAUAGCAAGAAGACGUCGGAAAAGGAGAGCCUUGGUCAUCAUCUACAUCAUGACAAAGUCGUGGAUCCCCUCAGUAGGACCGAGUCUUCACGUCAUUUGGGUGCUCCUCCAUCUCUGUGCUUCACAGCAUAUGUGGAAGAAAGACCUGGCACAACUGAUCAGCCACUUAUGGAUGUGCAGAGUCAGAUCCACACCCAGCACACCCAGUCAGGCUUUAACGGUGAGUUCGUCUCUCCUCUGCGUGUGUGUGUGUGUGUGUGUGUGUGUGUGUGUGUGUGUGUGUGUGUGUGUUGUAGGUUUCAUAAGAUGGAAGGGGCCAGGGGUAGCCCAGCGGACUGGACUGUGUCGGAUGUGGUCACUUAUUUUACCAUAGCAGGUUUCCCUGAGCAGGCCACCGCCUUUGGAACACAGGAAAUCGAUGGGAAGUCCCUUCUCCUCAUGCAGCGUAAUGACGUCUUGACUGGCCUGUCAAUCAGACUUGGUCCCGCCCUCAAGAUCUACGAGCGACACGUGAAGGUUUUGCAAAAAACACACUUCGAGGAUGAAGACUGUACAUGAAACACAUAAAGAAUGUAACUCGGAAAAAAACAUGCACGAAACAAUUACGCUCUCCAAUAAACUUCCUGGAAUUAAAAAAAUAUAUAUUUAAAAAUCGUGUUUUUUAAAUAUAUUUAUAAGUGUCCACAAACAAUUGAACAAUGUUUCUCGAGGUAAUUUCAAUGACAAAGACUGUUUCAAAAACAAUUUCUUUGUCAUGCUAUCCCAUGUUUUGCUUCUGGGUGGGUACAGUUUAUCUACCCCUCCAUUUUCCAUACCACUUGUCCCAAGUCAAGAAUCAAACCCCAAACCUCAUCAGUGAUGUGCUAACCACUUGUGGAUACAUUUACGUGUUUAUGUCAUGUGAGGUAAAAGGUCAUUGUUAUCUGGUCAUUCUGUGUGCACAAUGAUCAGAACGAUCAUUUUAUUUUGAAGGGGCGGGGUGUUCAAUAACAAGUGGAUUUUCUUGCCCUCUCAACUCACUGACUGUUUUUCAUAUGCAUUUUGUUGCCAUGGAUGACCUCGGACGAUUGAGACUAAUAUUAGUUACAAUUGAUUGUGGUUGGUUUAGUCAGGGACAUUGAUAUUAGCACUCCCCUGAAGUUCAAUUGUUAAAAAAAAAGUUAAUCAGUUGAGUGGCUGUUGAGCUAUGUCUAUUAUAUGCAUCAAGAGUUCUGAGACAAUCCUAACAAAAGUGUAGCGGAAGUGAGGAGUUUUGCAACUUGUAAACCGCCAUGAAACCAAAUCAAGUGUUUUUGUGCUAAAGCAGAGACUAUCAUCAUACCAGGACAUAUUUACAAAAUGAUCAUAGAUCUUCAAAGUGCUCUUCGGGGAGCUUUAAUAGGAUAUGUGAUGCGAUGUGUUAUGUCAUGUCUCAGAUUGAGUUUCUACAUUGUUCAAAGUGAAACUACACAAACACCUGACAGUAUCUGAUCAAAAUGGAGCAUUAUUAUUUUUAUAAAAACUAAACAUUUUUUGUUUAGUUUCCUGUGACGUCAUCCUAUUGCCCAAGUGUAACCUAAUAUUGUGGAUGAUGCUCAUGGAGAACUAGAUGCUAUAUCUCCAAGGAAUCUGGGCCAAGCCUCAGUAAAACACAACAUACUUCUUCCCUCACACAAACAAUUGAUGUUGUUAAUUUAUAGCAUACACUUGUCAACAGACACACCAGCUAAGUCAACAGAGCAAAUAACUUAAUAUGUACAUAUGUAAAUAUAUUCGGGCCUCUUUGACAAGAAUUUGUGAAUAACAUAAAAGUGAUUCUGCAAGUGAAUCACAGGUUCAAGUCAAUCAGCUGCUGUCACACAAAGUCCGCCUAUUUAACACAAACUCUCACGACAAACAAACAUUCAAGCAUCUAGUUUGACAGCACAUAAAUGCUUAUUUUGUUAUUGAAAUAUGUAAAUGUGGUUCCGUUUUAUGAAUGGUGUCCUCCACAAGCAUGACUACCUCUUUCAUUUGCCCAUUUUCCACUCUCUUCAAUGUCCAAGAGCAAAUUCUCACUUCACAUUGAGGUGUUUGAUAAACCUUUUCCAUGCAGUUCAGAUGUUAACCAAAUUUCUUUGGUUUUCUCAUGUUGUACAGUCGAGUUUUGUCCUACUUGCUUGAAACCUUUCAAAAUAAAGUCUGAACAAAA